Messenger RNA from Lecanosticta acicola, 5324 nucleotides. NCBI's taxonomy places the organism in Eukaryota, Fungi, Ascomycota, Dothideomycetes, Mycosphaerellales, Mycosphaerellaceae. The record is from the annotation of a GenBank genome assembly.
AUGUCGACCGCCGCGAAUGCGCCGCCCGGUGCGGUGCCAACCACUGGCUCCGGUGACCUCUUCACCAACAGCCCACUGCACGCUCAUCCUGCUCCAUUGCGAUAUGCCGCAUUCGAUGCCGAACAGUACUCCCUCCUGUCAACGACCUCGCCGUCCACCGCACGACGCGCCCUCGAAGCCCACCUCAAGGAUACAAACCGCCGCUUACAGGAUGCCUCUAGGCUGGGCAAUACACUGGUACAGCAGCGCAAAGAUCUGGAGGCCAGAUUGAAAGAGGUUGAAGAGAUACAGCAGGAAGAUGAGGUGCCAGAAGAUCUACGAGAGAGGCUAUCUGAGCUGGAGCGCGAGUACAACGAGGUUGGGCGCGAGUCUGCGCGUGCGUUCUUGCCGCGAUCACGGGUGGUCAGCAAUGAUAAUAGUCACGAGUCCGGUCCGGGACCCGCAAUGAUAUCUGGAUCCGGUAGAGAAUCUCCCACAAAAAUCACUGCGCCAUCGAGGAGACAACGGAAUCAACCGAACAACCGGGUCCACGACAUUGAGUUCGCAACCGAGAUCAGUACCUCGCUACUUGCCCAGGUCAGGCAACUACAGGCCGCUCUGGUGGAAAAGGACGAAGAGCUUCGAGAUACCACCGCUGCCAAGGCUCACCUCGAAUCCGAAGCCGCGGGUCUGGUACAGCGCAUCCGCCACAUGGACGACAAUGAGCAGAAAUACAAGGAUGAGAACUGGAAUCUGGAGACACGGCUGCAGGAGAUGGAGGCCAAUCUCAAGCAGAGCAUGGACAAGGAGAAUCGGCUGGCGCAGAGCCUCAAAUCCACGGAGCGGGAGAAGGCGUCCAAGGAACGCGAGCUGGAUGACCUCAAGGUCUCGCACAACAAGCUUUCAGAAGAUCAUGCCAUGUCGAAGAAGGUCCAGGAAGCCGACAUGCACGGGCUAAGGCGAGACGUUGCUUCGCAUGAGAGUGAAAAGUCCAAAAUGCAGAAGAAGAUUGAAGAGUUGACCGCUCAGAACACCGAACUCGCGAGAGCGGUUUCGUAUCGCUUCAAUCAGGCGGCUCAGCCUGCAGACUCCGACUUUGUCUCGGCAGAGGAAGGUGCGCAGUCCGAUGACCAGAGUCCCAUCCAGAGCGAGCCGGCAUCUCCCAUCAAGGGCACCCCAGCUCGUCAUGGCAUGCUCGAGACUGAGACGCUCAAGUCAAGUCUCAAUCACGCGCACCGCAUGAUCCAGAAUCUCAAGAACACCAUUCACCGGGAGAAGACCGAAAAGAUUGAGCUCAAGCGCAUGCUGCAGGAUGCACGUGAUGAGGUCGAGACCCGUCGGGACAGUGUCGGUGUUUCCGCAAACGUUGCCAAGAAGCGCAGGAGCGAGCCUGAGGGCGUCAAGUUCAAGAGGCCGUCCACUCACAGGCUCGGCGCACCUCGAUCUAGCACGACUGAGAUCCUGGAAGACGAGCCGGACUGGGAGGACCAAGAGGUCGAGCAGACGCCCAGCAAGCCACGCUCUUUCGGUACUGCUGCAGGCGCUGCGGCGGCGGGUGCCGUAGCUGGUGCAGCGUUCGAAAGCGGCAGAUUCGACGAAGAUACCACUGAUGCCUUCGAAACGGCCAACGAACGAGACACGACCACCGAAAGCGAGGCUUUUGCCACAGGUAAUGAGGGCGUGGGUGACGACACUGAAGGAGACCUGACGGAAACCGAAGGUGGCAACAACCGCAUUUUGCGUUCAGUUGGCAGUAUCUCUCGGUCCAUUCGAACCAUCUCGAGCCAGCCGGGAAACCGGGGAUCCUACAUGUCGACAGCUUCGAAUUCUGGGGACGACGACGAUGAAGAUGUCAUUCGCACCCCGGUCCACCAUGCCAAUCAGCCCAAGUACAAACUUCGAAUCGGACGUAGUGGCAGGCGUUCUGGUCGUGUGAGCGACAUCGUCUCCGACUCUCCAGGUCAUGCACUCAAUCACAGUCCGUCGUCCAGCACCGGCACCCCACAGCCUGCGCCCAUGCAAAGUCUGGGGGAUGAACUUGAUGCACUUGACGAGGGAAGCAUGGAGGGAACUCCCGAGUCAAGGCGCGCGAUAGACGAUGAGUCGCGCGAGGGCACCCCCGCAACGCAACGGCAAUUAAGCGUCGAGCCGGAUUCGCCUGCAUCACUCCGCAAACACCUAUCGAACGAAACCCAGAUUUCGGCUCCUUCCGCAGCUUCGAGAGAUGCAAACUCAACAGGGGAUGCUGGUGCUGCUCAUCGGCCUGCCAUGGUCGAACUGGGAUCGAUGACUGAGCCCUGGCAGCCAGAACCGAUCGUUCAUGAACGUAUCAUUGAGGUGCCCGUGGAAAAAAUUGUCGAGAAGCCGGUCGACAGAAUGGUUGAGGUGCCCGUUGAGAAGAUCGUCGAGAAGGUCGUCGAAGUUCCAGUGGAGAAGAUCGUGGAAGUUCCUGUCGAGAAGAUUGUCGAGAAGAUUGUCGAGGUUCCCGUCGAGAGGAUCGUCGAGAUUCCUGUUGAGAGAAUUGUCGAGGUGCCUGUGGAGAGGAUUGUCGAGUUGCCUGUCGAGAAGAUCGUCGAGAAGACGGUCGAGGUGCCGGUCGAGAGAAUCGUCGAGGUGCCUGUCGAGAAGAUCGUCGAGAAGACGGUUGAAGUGCCAGUCGAGAAGGUCGUCGAAAAGAUCGUCGAGGUCCCGGUCGAGAGGGUUGUCGAAAAGAUCGUCGAGGUCUCGGUCGAGAGGGUCGUCGAAAAAAUCGUCGAGGUCCCGGUCGAAAAGGUCGUCGAAAAGAUUGUCGAGGUCCCGGUCGAGAAAAUCGUGGAAAAGAUUGUCGAGGUGCCUGUGGAGAAGAUUGUUGAGGUUCCAGUGGAGAAGCACGACAUCAAAGAUGCCGCUGGCGGACUGGUUGGAGGUGCGCUCGCUGGCUUUGGUGUCAGCAGAGCGCUGGAUCGCAAGAACACUCCUCUCGACACUGGUCACAGGCAGGCCGACGGUGGGGUACCAGACACUGAUACGCCUCUGCCGCAGUCACAGAUGACAUCGGAAGAGACUCGGUCCAUUUCACCGUCGAAGACAACCUAUGCCGAAAGGGGCUCAGAUCCGAAGACAUCAGUGCGCGCCAACUCCCGCGGCGGCCUUCAACGACUGACCGACUCAGUGCCCAACCCCGUACCCGUCAAUUUCUCCUUCUCCGAGGUCGUCGCGCUGGAUAUCAAGCCCGCCUCACCCGAGGAUGUCAUGGCACCACUGGUCCCUCGCAAGAGCUCCAAACGGCCAGAUCAGAUGUACUCCAUGGGCAACUUCGCUGAGUCGAAGUCGUCUCUUAAAGAAAUCAGCGAGCAACGGGAAUUUCCAGGCACAGGCUCCUCCCGAAUUGGUGCUGGAUUGUUUGCCGGUGCGAUUGCCCCCACUCUGGUCAGGAAGCGGUCAAAGUCGAUGCCAUCUACACAGCGUAACGUGCGCUUCGCUGAGGAUCCCGUCACCAAAUACAGUGACGGCUUCGAUGCGGAUCAUUCCGCAGCUAACAGAUACAGCGAUCUUUCUUUUGUCGAUAGUCAGGCCCAAGAUGGACUGUCUGUGGAUCCUGCUGCUUUCCCACGACCGCCACUCAUGGACGUCGCGCCUAACAUGGUACAGCAGAGGAAAUCCAUGGCAGAUGGAGGUGCGCAGACUAUUGUGUCUGGCAAGGAGAUUGACAGCAUGUUCCGAAACAAGAACGCAGUCGAGACCACCGCUUCGUCUGUGAGGGACGCUGGCAACUCACCAAUGACUCCUGUCAAAAAUGCUGCAGCGAGUGGUAUCGCCACCGCCGCUGCAGUUGGCGCCGCUUUGCAAUACAAUCAGGAGAAGCUGGCAGUCGAUACCAGACCAUCGCUCUUUGAAUCACCUACCCUCAAAGGACCGCGUCGGCAGGGCAGUUCCGGCAGCAUGCGCAACAAGGCCGCAUUUGGCGCACCCCCUCUGCCUGUCGAUCACGAGAAGAAGAUAGCAGCUGCACAGCAAGCGCCAGGUACGCCCACGGGACAAUCAUCAGCUGGGAUUAUGGGUCCACCUUUGAUGCCCGCUUCUGCGUACAAGCCAAGACCCAACACUCCAGGAGGACGUCAAGGCUCUCGUGACGGAACAACACCACGCCCUGUACGAACAAGAGAGAGCCGCGGACAGAUGGCUUCUGAUAAGAUGUCGCAUCGGACUUCCGUAUCGUCGUUUGCCUCGGAGCUGGACGAGCGCUUCAACAUUACCCGCGGCCAGAUCUUGUAUCCAACCGACGUUGAACCCGCCACCGACCCACGCAUGAUCCAAGCCAUCACGCAAACCAUGAUCGGCGAGUAUCUAUGGAAGUAUACCCGCAAAGCUGGACGGAGUGAGACGUCGUCCACUCGGCACAGGCGGUUCUUUUGGGUACAUCCAUAUACGAGAACUCUUUACUGGAGUGAGCAAGAUCCCAGCACGGCCGGCAAGCAAAUGCUCAAAGCAAAGAGUGUUGCUAUCGAAGCAGUCAGAGUCAUCACUGACGACAAUGCCUUCCCGCCUGGCCUGCACAGGAAGUCGCUGGUCGUAGUCACCCCUGGUCGAGAGAUCGUCUUCACGGCACCUACCGGUCAACGACACGAGACGUGGUUCAACGCCCUGUCUUAUCUGCUUUUGAGAACCGAAAGAGAGAAGUCUGAGGCUGGCGACAACUUUAACCAGAGCGACAUUGAGGAGUUCAACCCUUCAUUUGGGCGCAGCGUGCGAAAAAGCGUGGCCAAGGUGACGGGCACAGGGCGUAGCCAGAGCCGUCAGAGUCGAACAAGCUUGAGCAGCUACAAUAGCCGAACGACCAGGAACACAAGUCUUGUUCGACAAGACCCAGACAGGACACUCACGAAUCGGCAUGACGCGGGUACCGUCAAGCAGAAGAGCAGUCUGCAGCCUCCUGCCGCAGACCAGGGCUUAUCCGCGACUGUCACCAACACAUCUCGCCAAUCAUCAGGAAGUAUGGCUGGGCGCAUCACGAGCAGCAUAACGAGCCGGUUCACGAGGCCGUCGAGCAGUCACCGUGCCAAGUCCAGUGCCUCUGUGCGGCGUCCCGAUGAUCCGGCGAGUAUCUAUGACGCCGGUGUCGCUACCGACAGUGCCGAGGAGCUGAGAACUGUGAUUGAGCAGCAAGAACGGGAGGCUGAUCGGCUGGAGAACGUGAGGGCUUGCUGCGAUGGUAAGUCGAUAGAACAUGCUUCGGCAAGACGUAUGACUAACUUCUUGCAGGUAAGCACGACGUAGGCUCGCUCUCACGAGCCGGGCGACACUCGAGCAUGGGCAAUCGAUUUGGCAGUCAUGGUCAAUCCCACGGACAUUCGCAUAAGCAUUGA